Messenger RNA from Penicillium crustosum, 321 nucleotides. RefSeq lists its product as uncharacterized. The transcript is spliced from 2 exons. The coding region runs from base 67 to 321 and encodes 84 amino acids. The record is from RefSeq and is a predicted model, not a curated record. Lineage: Eukaryota; Fungi; Ascomycota; Eurotiomycetes; Eurotiales; Aspergillaceae.
AAAACCAAUUCUACCUCAAAUCUACAUUCUACCUUUCUCCUCCCCCUCCUACAAAAACCAACCAAAAUGGUCCGCGGCGCAGAAUACGACAACGGUGUCCCCCAGAGCGACAACCCUAUUGAGAACGGUCCUAACAAGGCACACGGCGUCGGCAAUGAGCCCGCAGACCUGAGCCGAUCACACAAGGCUGCACCCCUACCAGAGCAGACUGGCUCUGGCCGUGACGUUCACCCUGGUUUGCCUACUGCUGGAUCGGAUCAUCCCAACGGUGGUGCUGCGAAGCCUGUUUCUCUUGAUGAGAAGAACACUGCUGGGAAAUAA